CCCGCCCACCCUUGUCUUGACAGCGUACAUAAAAAGGACAUGUACCGUUGCCGUUUACGACACUCAUCUACUUAGCUAGCUAGCUAGCGCAUACAGCCUUGGACUUCAUUGUCCACAUACAUCUUUGAGGUGCAUUGGUUUUAUUUAUUAUAAACUGCAGUAUAUAUGGAGUGAAUUAGUCAUUUCAAUGGCGUUCAAUGGCCACCUACGCGACGAUGAAAGUAUCGACGAAGACGAAACGCCCACGAAGCAGCCGCGGUCCAACAAGGAGAUGCCCGGUUGUUUCAUUAACGAGCCCAACAAUGAGGCAGCUGCGUCCGCAGGAAGAGCCACAUCCGACCGGCGUACCUCCAACUUGACGGCGAGGCAACGGAGCGACUCGUUGAAGAAAACAAGGCCGCCAUUUCCCUGGUUUGGGAUGGACAUUGGAGGCACCCUGGUGAAGCUGGUGUACUUUGAGCCCAAAGACAUCACAGCAGAGGAGGAGCAGGAAGAGGUGGAGAACCUAAAGAGCAUCCGGCGCUACCUAACCUCCAACACCGCCUAUGGUAAAACGGGCAUCAGGGAUGUACACCUGGAGCUGCAGGACCUGACUCUGUGCGGCAGGACAGGCAACCUGCACUUCAUCCGCUUCCCCACGCAUGACCUGCCGGCCUUCCUGCAGAUGGGCCGCAACAAGCACUUCUCCAGCCUUCACACCACCCUCUGCGCCACAGGAGGGGGGGCGUACAAGUUUGAGGCUGAUUUCCGCACGAUGGCAGACCUGCAGCUUCACAAGCUUGAUGAGCUGGACUGUUUGAUCCGGGGGGUGUUGUACAUCGACUCGGUGGUGUCCAGGGGACCCUCAGAGUGCUACUACUUUGAAAACCCCACUGACCCAGAUCGCUGCAUCCAGAGGCCAUAUACACUGGAGAACCCCUAUCCUCUGUUGCUGGUCAACAUAGGGUCUGGGGUCAGCAUCCUGGCCGUCUACUCUGAGAGUAACUACAAACGCGUUACAGGGACCAGCCUCGGUGGUGGGACCUUCCUGGGCCUGUGUUGCCUGCUGACUGGCUGCUCUACUUUCGAGGAAGCUCUAGAAAUGGCUUCUCAAGGGGAGAGCACCCGGGUGGACAAGCUGGUUCGGGACAUCUAUGGAGGAGACUAUGAGAGGUUUGGGCUGCCAGGCUGGGCUGUAGCCUCAAGUUUUGGCAACAUGAUGUCCAAAGACAAGAGGGAGUCGGUGUCCAAAGAGGACCUGGCCAGGGCAACCCUGGUCACCAUCACCAACAACAUCGGCUCCAUCACCAGGAUGUGUGCUCUCAAUGAGAACAUAGAGCGAGUGGUGUUUGUGGGUAACUUCCUGAGAGUGAACACUCUCUCUAUGAAGCUGUUGGCCUACGCCAUGGACUACUGGUCUAAAGGACAGCUCAAGGCGCUCUUCCUACAGCAUGAGGGUUACUUCGGAGCGGUUGGAGCCCUGUUAGAGCUCCUGCAUCCGUCCUAAUCUGUCUGAACUACAUUCAAAGAAGUUCUGGUCAAUCUGCUGCAAAGACCAUUAGCACUUUAGACUGUCCAUAAUUAAUUCCACAAAGGGAUGUUAUGCCACCCGCCAGCCAGUUACUGGUAAAUUUUGGUUGUGGCCGGCACAUUUGUUAAAUAUUUGGAGGUCCUGUUAUGUUCUCAGAAAUCGAGCUGGUUUGAGAAAUGGUGAAAGUAGCUUCUAAAUUGUGAUUCACAUCUGCUGUUGUGGGCAGCGGAUUAGACGCCUGUUUCCUUCCCUGACCUCAGUGUUAUGCAGCAACGUUGACAAAGUAAUUAUUUGCAGGAACCAGCCAGGUUUGGUCUGAAGACAUCUUCUGGAAAGUCACCACGGUUGCCUGUAAUACUUGGGUUUAAAAAAAAAAAAAAAAAGUACUGGCCAUCACAUAGUCUUGGCUUAUGGACUGCAUUUAACGUGCACUGGGUAUCAGGUCCUGGGUCAGAUAUUUCCACUACUUGGGUACCAGGUGGAUGGGCGUUUGUUUAAUUGAACUAUGUAUGAGUUGAUAUGAUGGGUGGUACAUCUUAAAGAUAAUCGCAGGGAAGAUUUUACUAGAAAAGCAUCAUUCAUCAUUGUUUAUUUCCUGAAUCUGUUGAUUGAUUAUUGGUGUAUAAAAUGUCUGAAAAUAGCUUAAAAAAAAAAUGCCUGACUUAAGAAUCCAGAACCAAAGAUGACUUAUUUCAAAUGCUUGUUGUGUGAUUCAAAACCCAAAGAUAUUAAGUUUACUAUCCUAUAAGAGAAAUAAAUGCAAAUAAUUCUCAUAUUUCAGAAGCUAGAAGCAGUAAAAAGGAUGCAAUUAUGUUGCAGGUAGAUUUUCGGUCUAUUCCUCCACUAAUGCUUUCAGCUAUACACACCUGCAGUUCUAAAUAACAUCUUGUGAAAGUCAUAGGAUGAUCACUUGAAAGUUGAGAGGAUUUAAACUCAAAUAAAAAGUAACCAAUUUAGCUGUUCAACAUAUCGUCGUGAUAGUACUCCCAUCCAUCUGAUACUCUUAGUAAGCUGAACCCCCCACCCCCCUCCCCCCCACUGAAAAGCUUUUAAACCACUUAUUGUUAUUGUUUUAUCAUCCUUGAGCAUUUACUUGUCACUAAUUGAAUGUUAAAUGAGUGUGUGAUUGAAACAAACGCACUCGCACUUAAACUUGCUUUUCAGUCUUUCUUAAUUGACACCAUAAUUGAUAAAAAAAAAAUGCACCAAAGGUCACCAUUUCAUCAGAUAAAUUUUUUUUUUAUGGAAACAUUCACUGUUACUGUUAUAGAGGUCUUAAUGUUUAUAAAGUUUAUGAACCCAAUUGUUUACUCCAACUACUGUGUUUUUGCAACAUUGCUGGUAUCGCAAAAUCUGUACAAUCAGUUCUGGGGUUAGUGAGACUGGACUGUAUUGAUAAAUGUAGGUCCUGUUCUAACCCCAAACCUCUGUCCUGCUGAAGUGCCCUUGAGCCACUGCAACCCUCUCCUUGUAGAGGAAAAUCAGAGCAAGUGAAAGAUAGAUAUUGAUAAAUAUGAGUUAUUAUAUAUAAUAUAAGGUAAAAUUAGGGCAUUAUGUUCCCCAGAUUUCACUAAAAAACGUAUUUAAAUGCAUAAACGUGAUGCAUCCCUCCAAUGGAGGUUUAAGGUCCUGUGACCCCAAACGAUUUCUGUCUGUACUUAAAUAUUAAUGUUUUGAGUUCAAUGUACGUUUUGGUCAGGCUUCCUGAAGCUUUUGUUUUUCUAGAGGCAUUUAGCAAGGUAGAACUUGAAAACAUUUUCAACCUUGUGUCUCUGAUGUGUGUUUUAUGAGUUAUUUGUCCUAUCAUUUCGUUUACUGGUCAUCCGUUCCGUUUUAAUGUCAUCUGUCAUCGGUCCAUCGGUGGAUUACAUGGACCAUAAUAAAUCAUCAACUACCCAAUGAAGAGAUCUGACUCCCCAAACAGUUUAAAUUAAAUUUAGUGGACACAGUUUUUUCAGCUGUCAGUUACUUGACAUAAUGUAUCUGAAAGUUCUACAUACAGUAAGUUGAUAAAAAAAAGUGCCUGUCAUGUUUUUGUAUAGAAUACAAUAAUGUGCUCAGCAAUGUGAUUCAAAAUGAGACAAACGUCUCUAAUUCUAUAGGUUUCCUCUUUUGUUUGCUUGUCAUGUCCCAUUGCAAUAAAAACUACUUUUUUUGUAA
This is a messenger RNA of Perca fluviatilis (European perch), 3670 nucleotides long. RefSeq names its product pantothenate kinase 2 (gene pank2). Gene Ontology annotation, molecular function: ATP binding; pantothenate kinase activity. The record is from RefSeq and is a predicted model, not a curated record. The coding region runs from base 188 to 1486 and encodes 432 amino acids. Gene Ontology annotation, biological process: coenzyme A biosynthetic process. NCBI's taxonomy places the organism in Eukaryota, Metazoa, Chordata, Actinopteri, Perciformes, Percidae. Gene Ontology annotation, cellular component: cytosol; nucleus. The transcript is spliced from 7 exons.